This is a messenger RNA of Ciona intestinalis (vase tunicate), 2049 nucleotides long. NCBI's taxonomy places the organism in Eukaryota, Metazoa, Chordata, Ascidiacea, Phlebobranchia, Cionidae. The record is from RefSeq and is a predicted model, not a curated record.
UUUCAAAGUUAGUAAAGACGUUGAGAAAUUGAAGUGUUUAGUUACACAUUGUGUGUUGCCUUUGACGUAAGCUCACGUGGUUGAAACGAACCUGUCACAAACAAUUCUCUGUGUAUUGUCUGUCGCACCAGGUUUGCUUACAGCAGUGUCAGUGCUGGAUCGGUUGCAGACCAACUAUUAAUAUGUAGUAUAGAUUAGUUCACGCGGCAAGCAGAUAGCAAUAUUGAGUAAAUCGUUUACUAUACCCACAACAUCCGACAGCGACCUAUAGUUUGCAUACAACUAAAAUUGUGUGGGCGAAAAGGACUUGAGAAGCAUUUGCGGAGUUUUGCCAUGCGGUAAAGUGCAAACGAGGUUAUCGUUUCCGCAACUAUAGUAAGACUUUCAAAACUUAUCAAUGCGUUUUCAUUGGAUCAAGUUCACUACAACGUGCAGGGUUCUAAUAACUGUGGCAGUUGUGCAGUUAGUUUUCGUCAUAUACUUCAAAACAACAGUUCCCUUAUCAUGUCCUGAUGUUAUACAAAAUGACAGGCAGAACACAAUGGUGCAUGAGCAACGACAAGAAUACUCAGACCGUCUGCUGCGCUCAAUUGAACGUAAUGCUAAAGAAAUUGGAUAUUUUGUCAACUCGCAGUUGGACGAAAUGAAACCAUACGUAAAACAAGAAACUAAGGAAAUAUUUAAUGAACAGAAAAGGUUACUAUUAACUCGGAUAAACACAUUGCGCUCUAUAACCGCUGAUAAAAGAAACAGAAAGUCGCAAAAGCUGUUGGUGGAGUUGGAAAAACGAAUUCAAACUUCGCAGAACCCCUUGAAAUGCGAAAAAAUCCUACGAUGCGUUCUACCUGGAAGCGGACUAGGAUCCCAAAUGCACCAGCUUGUUCAUUGCUUCUUGGCAGCGUUUGGAACAGGACGUGUAUUGGUACUUGAGAAAGGGGCAACCAUGAUUACAUACGGAACUCUGGUAGAAUCAGUGUUUAAACCGCUGAGCGAAAAUUGCAGAGAUCGCCCAUCCCCCAACGCUGUGAUUUGGAACGGAAACACUGAUCAAAACGAAGAUGUUGUCAUGGUUACAUUUGGAAGUAUAGCUUCUAACCGUGGCAUGUUUGCCCCACCAAUUAUUCCACUCGAAAUGAAAGAUGAACUGGUUAAGUUGAUGGGUGAACCAGAGGCGUGGUUUGCAGGCGCUUUUGUUAAGUAUGCCAUGCGACUUCAACCAGACAUACAAGAGAAAAUUGAUAAAGCAACAUCAGAAAUGGACCUAGCUCCUCCGCUUGUGGGUAUUCAUAUUCGGCGAACUGAUAAGUUACUCUGGGAGGCACAACACCAUUCUGUUGAAGAGUACAUGCGUCACGUGGUAGAGUAUUAUGACGUAAAGAACCUGGAGACCAAUGAGGAACCGAAAGAGAGAAAAGUUUACGUGGCAAGCGAUGAUUUAACAACAGUUACUGAACUUAAGAAUAAGUAUCCCAACUACAAGUUCAUUUCUGGACAGUCAGCAAGUAGUAGAAAUCAUGAAGGAUUGGUCGGCGUUGUUACUGACGUAUUGAUUCUCUCCAAAUGCGACUACCUUGUUUGCACAUUCUCUUCUAACGUUUGCCGUCUUAGUUACGAACUGAUGCAUACUCACACAGCAGAUGCCUCAGUCAAAUUUCAUUCUCUAGACGAUAUAUAUUAUUAUUUAGCACCACGUUACCAAGUCGCGGUGCUUCCCCACACAGCGGGGAAUUCCAAAGAAAUUGACAUAGAAGUUGGUGACGUCAUAGGGGUACGUGGAAACCACUGGGAUGGAUUUUCCCUUGGCUUAAAUCGUAGGACCAGCAAAGUGGGCCUGUAUCCAUCGUUUAAAGCUACUUUUAAAGUGAACACUGGACAUUUCCUGGAUUAUCAAUUAUAGACUGCAUGCGAAAUCCUUACCAUGUGAAGAUUAGUGCAAUUGAGUACACCCAAAGAGGUGUUUAUUUUUAUUGUUUUAGUAACUUUGUUUGUAUCCAGUUGUUGAAUGCAUUCGUAUUUAUUUUUAUUAAAAUUAUCAUAGAGGUUGGUGAA